Drosophila subpulchrella is the source of this 475-nucleotide messenger RNA. RefSeq lists its product as uncharacterized. The record is from RefSeq and is a predicted model, not a curated record. Lineage: Eukaryota; Metazoa; Arthropoda; Insecta; Diptera; Drosophilidae. Bases 59 to 388 code for a protein of 109 amino acids. The transcript is spliced from 2 exons.
AUCAGUUUCAAUCAAGCAUUAAACAGCUCUAAAGCACUUGGACUUUCUCUGGCACAAAAUGCACGCUAUUUCAGUAUUCGCCUUGAUCAUCCUGGUCGCUUAUACAAACGCCACUCCAGCGGAUCAUGCUCAUCACGCUGGUCCAGGUAAGGAUGUAGGCAUCUCCAGCGAAGUCAUACAUUGGACCACCGGAACUCAAACCAAAGGAGCAGCGACACUUAACGAUACUAGGGCGGUAAACACCACAGAUCUUCCUGAAACCCUGGCAGCUGCAUAUACAAAGGAAACGCAAGGUUCUGCAGAUGCACCUGUUUCAACCGUUGAGCUUGAAUCCACCAGAGCUCCAGCCCCGUCUUCAACUGUUGAAUCCAAAAGCGACAGAAAAUAAGGACAAGCCCAUAGCUAAGAUAUACAUGUACAUUGUACAUAUACAAACAUAACAACAAUAAAUAAAUGAAAGGCAUAAAAAUGAAAA